Exophiala xenobiotica is the source of this 2038-nucleotide messenger RNA. RefSeq lists its product as uncharacterized. NCBI's taxonomy places the organism in Eukaryota, Fungi, Ascomycota, Eurotiomycetes, Chaetothyriales, Herpotrichiellaceae. Gene Ontology annotation, biological process: ubiquitin-dependent endocytosis. The coding region runs from base 324 to 1895 and encodes 523 amino acids. Gene Ontology annotation, cellular component: cytosol; cytoplasm. The transcript has 3 exons. The record is from RefSeq and is a predicted model, not a curated record. Gene Ontology annotation, molecular function: ubiquitin protein ligase binding; protein-macromolecule adaptor activity.
CACAAAUGGCAGGCCAAGAACCGUUCCCAACGGACCCCUGAACGAUUCACCUGCAACCAUGCCUAAGUUAGCAUCGCUGUCAGCUUCUGCCUUCCGCAACGUGGGCUGGAACUUGCUUCUUUCAGCGUCAGAUUUACUCGUCACAUCGGCUUUGUGAGUAGGCAACAUUAUUGUCAAUUGUCAUCUCAACUCAACGGACAGUUUGAGCGAAGACGCAGCAGCAGCCGCCGCCGCCGCCAUUGGGCCUGGACCAACAAUGGCUUCCAAGAUCUCUGGCGUGACUUGAUUGAAAGAAACAACUGACCCCUGGUGGGCUUCGGAACAUGGAAGGCUAUAAGGAAGUGACUUCGGCGGUUGAAGGCCGCCUUUUCCUUUCCACGCAAAAGCAUCGCGAGGCCGAUAAGAAUAACGAGGUGUAUUUCCAAUCCCGACCUCAGACUUUACCUACAGCGGAUUCAUGGCUUUCGCCCUUCGCCAGCCGAAUCGAUACCGCAGGCAAGAGCAAAUCGAGCAGCCUGAAAGAUGGAGAUCAAAGCCUCGGCGAUGCCAAAACAAGCUCGCACCGUUCAUCACCCCGAUCUGCUGGCAAAGGUCUUCCCAAGAUAAAGGACCAAGGACCACAUCAGAUAACUACCCACGCUGACGCCUUCACGGUUACACUCGAAUUGGCCGAGCCAAUCUUGUACUUGGAGGGUUUCGAUUUUCCGCACAAUUCCGCACACAGAUCUGCAGUCCUUAGAGGCACUAUGCACCUGGGAUUCUUGCGACCAACCACACUUUCGCACUUGGCACUCAGCUUCCUAGGGACUCACGAGACGAUCUGGCCGGAGGCUUGGAGAGUAAGGCGGCUGAAGAAGAUAUUUCGUGAAGAGGUGGUUCACCAUCUAUGGAAUUUUCUAGACAACGACAAAUCCGUGAGCGACAGCCUGGCAACGUCGGUGCGGAAAUUUGGCCCAGGACGAUAUUCCUGGAACUUCGAGCUUCCUCUGGCCUCGUCCUUGCCGGAAACAAUUGAUCUACCCCUGGGUAAGGUCUCUUAUACUUUGAGAGCUUCUGCGACCGAGGCAGGUCACUCGUUCAAUGCGGCGACAUUCCUACAAAAAAUCACUCUUCUGCGGAUUCCUUGUAUCUGCUCACUGGAGUUGACGGAGCCUUAUGAGGUUCGUGGUCUCCUUCAAGGACUCCGGUAUAGCUUCAGUCUUGCCGCCAAGUCUUGCCGAGUCGGUGGCCAGCUGCCCCUGACCAUCAAGCUGUCUUCCCCGACAGAUCGUUCGUGGCAAAGCAUAAAUGUGUCAGUGGUCGAAGACAUCCAAUACCGCACAAGGGAUGGCCAAGCUCACAGAGAGCAAUCGCGUGUCAAGGCAGUCUUGUACACGAAACGUGCGAAGCGGGACCCUUUGCAUCAAAGGGCUUUCAGACGUAUUAGUGCUGCAGGUGAAAAGAUGGCACCAUCGUACGCCAGCGGUGUGGUCAUCGAGAAACAUCAGCCUCGGAGAAGUGGAUCGGUGUCGCACCUGGAAGAUGCAGGCAUGGAUAAUCUGCACGAGAAGGCCAUACUCAGCCUUCCAUCUUGUUCAACAAUCGAAGCAGAUACUGCAUAUAAGUGUCUGUACGUUCGGCACCAUCUUCUGAUUACGAUCGCAGCAUACGUCGAAGUCAACGAGCAUGAUCGCAAACAUUUUCAGAUUCGGAUCAGAAUGCCGAUCCAGAUCAUCACUUGCAAGCUGUGUGAUGGUAACGCCACUCUGCCAGAGUACUCGGAGAAUGCGGCCGCCCUUACCAUGGAUGGGACUCCAGACCUGUGCCGGUGCACGAGUGGUCCAAGCAACACUCUAAGGGAGAAUAGCCCAGCCAGCAGAAGAACGCUCGACGCACAAGAAGACGCGAGGGAAUGAAUUCAUGUUGAUAUCUAGCCUGUCUUCCGAGAUUAUUGUAGCAAAGGUCUACCGCACCCACCUGAAUUGAGUGUCCGACUCCUGAUAGAUGGACUUUGCCUCGCCGGAAAGCCUUACUGUACAUUAUCUCGGCUUAGUUUCCU